AUGCAAGCCCUGCGCCUGGCGCGUCCUAGAGCCUCCCUCCGUCCGUUCGCCCGCUCCAUCGCGGCCUCGGCGAGUGGAACCCAUGCUACGGCCUCCCCCGCGUCGUCCGCGUCGUCGUCCGUGAUCCCGCUGUCGAAUGUUGAGGCUCAGUGGGAGCAGCUCUCGCACGACGAGCAGCUUACGGUGCACCAGCAGCUCGAGGAGCUCCAGAAGAAGGACUGGAAGACCCUCUCCAUUGAUGAGAAGAAGGCGGCAUACUAUGUCGCGUUCGGACCUCAUGGACCUCGUGCCCCCGUUAACCCUCCGGGCACUACGAUGAAGGUGCUUCUCGGUACUUUGGCCGGUGUAGCUGCAGCGGGUGCUGUGUUCAUCGCCGUGAGAUCAUUUGCUCCCCCGCCGCCGAAGUCUAUCAGCAAGGAGUGGGAGGAGGCUUCAAACGAACGUGCACUGGAGCAAAAGAUGAACCCCAUCUCUGGUAUCUCAUCAGAGGGCUACUCCGGCACGGGUUUCGUCACGCACAAGUGA
Messenger RNA from Postia placenta MAD-698-R-SB12, 525 nucleotides. RefSeq lists its product as hypothetical. Gene Ontology annotation, biological process: mitochondrial electron transport, cytochrome c to oxygen. The record is from RefSeq and is a predicted model, not a curated record. NCBI's taxonomy places the organism in Eukaryota, Fungi, Basidiomycota, Agaricomycetes, Polyporales, Adustoporiaceae. Bases 1 to 525 code for a protein of 174 amino acids. The transcript is spliced from 4 exons.